UGCGCUCCAGGUUCGAUUAGCCGGACUGUUGUGCAGUGCGUCACCCUCACCCGUCUCUCGCGAGGCGCCGCCGCCGCCACCGCCGUUGCAGUGGCGAUUGCUCCCGCCUGUCGCGGCGGGCGGGCGCGCGCUAUGGCGAUGCGGGGAGCCUCGCGCCUGGCGUGGUGCCUCCGGCGGGUCGGGGCCAGCGGCGGCUGGCUCCUGCUGGAGGCCGGCACCCAGGUAACUAUAGGCCGAGGAUUAGAUCUCACGUACCAGCUGGUGUCAAAAACCUGUCCCUUGAUGAUCUCUCGUAAGCACUGUGUUUUCCAGCAAAAUGCAGAAGGGCAGUGGACUGUCAAGGAUAACAAGAGCCUAAAUGGAGUCUGGCUUAACAAACAGCGCCUGGAUCCCUCAAAAGCCUAUCCUAUCACUGAAGGAGACCGUAUCCAGUUGGGAGUGCCUUUGGAAAACAAAGAGACUGCUGAAUAUGAGUAUGAAGUAAUUAAAGAGGAGUGGGAGAAAAUCAGACCCUUUUUAGCCCAAAGGAAUGACCUGGCGAAAGCUAAGAGUUCAAGAACUAAACGUAAAUUUACUUUGGAGGAAUCAGAGACAUCUGGAUCAGAAGGCCCUUCAAACUCCAGAUACAAAAGAGACAGGGUGUCCUGUGACAAUGAACAUUUGGGUAGAUCAUGGGGACAGGUAGAAGAGGCCAAACAGUUAACAGAGAAGAUGGAUGUCAAACUGCCUUCUCCUGGACCAAGUGAGGAGGAUACUGGUCCAGUGCGUAGUAGCCCUGUGCACUCUGAGAAAGCCGUGUCGGUCCCCCAUAAGGACCAGAAAGGCUCUGGUCUUGCACAGUCAUGGACUGGCUUGGAAAUGCUGAGGAAAACUCUAGUAGAUAUAAUGAAGUUAAAGGUCAAAGUGCAGGAGAAGCAGACAGCAGUUCUGAAUGUGAAGCAGAAGCGCAGGAAGUGUGCUCAGAAGGAGAUCCUGGCAAUGGAGCAGGAGCUGCAGGAGCUGCAGGACCAGCUGUACAUGGAACAAGAGCAUCAGCAGCAGCAGGUGGAAGAGCUGGAGAGGACAUUCUCUGAAGAGCAGCAGAAGGUAGAGGGAGUAAAGUGGCAACAUGGGGAAGAGAAUCUGAAGGAGCAACUGGCCCAGGUCCUGCAAGAGCAUCAUGCUUUGAUGGAAGAACUGAGCCGUAGUAAAAAAGAUUUUGAGGACAUAAUUCGAGCCAUGAAUAAAGAACUGGAAGAAACCAAGGAGGAGAAGGAAAAGGUGAGAGCCCAAAAAGAAGAGGUGUUGAAUCAGAUGAAUGAUGUGUUGGAGAAUGAGUUGCAGUGCACAAUCUGUUCUGAGCACUUUAUUGAGGCGGUCACUCUGAACUGCGCGCACAGCUUCUGUUCCUACUGUAUCAAUGAGUGGACAAAACGCAAAGUGGAAUGCCCUAUCUGCAGGCAGGAGAUCAAAUCAAAGACACGCUCUCUGGUGCUGGAUAACUGCAUUGACAGGAUGGUAGAAAACCUGGAUGUGGAAAUGAAAGAGCAUCGCCUGACCCUUAUCAGAGAGCGGAAAGGUGAGAGAGAAACAGAAUGUGUUGGUGAAACCAGCCACAGACAAUGACAGCAGUGUAAUUUCUUCCAUCUACUCCAUCUUGUCGAUGAGCAGCUGUGACAGUGAGGACUCUGAGGAGGAUUCUUACUAUCGUGAAAGCUACUACAUGAUCUAAACACUGCUACUGCAGUCCUGUUUGCCCAUGUGCUGCCCAGAACCAGCCUAAUGGUGUUUGGUUGACUGCUGCUGGACGAGUGGACUGGACAUCUGGAAGGACAGACUCUGAAGACGUGGGAGCUGAGAACUAGCAGCAUUUGGAAUUACCUUAUUUUUAAGAUGAAUGUAGAGAAGCUUGAUCUCAAACAAAAUUGGGAUUGUGAGAGAACAGGCUACCAUUAUGCUAGAUGGUUGACAUACAAAGCCUAGGCUUCCAUGAUCACUUGUGACCUGCUCGGUGUCAUGUAACAGUUUGUAUGUGUCACUGCCCUUUCCUUAGUGAAUGACAUGUUUAAAUGUGUACAUCGGCUUCCCUUAUUUCAGGCAGCAGAAGGGAUGGCCCAAGCUAUUUGAGAACUUGGCCGCCAUCACCAGCAGGCAGUAGAGGUAUAUCAGCAAAAAGUGCCAACGUGGGUUUUCCUCUCAAAUUUCAGAGUGGCUAGAGUCAUCCCAGGCCUCCGGCAGUAAAGGUAACAAAGGUUGGGUUAUGGACCCUAUCAGUCUUAAAUGCUUAAAAGCAUUGUACGCUGAGCUGCUGGCCAUCCAUUUUCUCUGUUGAUGUUACUCAUUUUCUGUUAGAUAGGGAUGGAGAAGAUUAAAUUUUCCAGAAUUUCUUAGCUAGUGCUCUUUUCAUAUAGUGUCUGUCAUUUGUUCCCUCUUCUGGUGUUUGCCUAAAGGGUUUUAGAAUUGGGAAGGGCACAUCCAGAAGUUAUCAGCAAUGACUUCAGAAACACAUAUAGUUAUUGUCAGCAGCAGAGAGGAAUCUCUGCCUCUUCAGAAGUGCUGCUAUCUGAAUUAGUGGAAUGUCCUGUUGGCAGGGUAGGAAAGCAGCACUUGUGGGCAGCCACACGGCACAGAAGGAAGCAUUUAGUUUUAUUGUUUACAAAACAGUGCUGUUGAGCCGUGGGUUGUAUCACCCUCACAGCAAAUCACUGAUCCCUAAGAGACUGAGCAAACCUUGCUUUGUCCUGUCAUGAGCUUGUCUAUGAAGUUCCAUUCUCAGUGGCAUAUGCUUCUGACUUAGCUGUUACAUGGAAAGGACUGUUUUACACUGUGAGAAGAGGAUGGGGGAAGCCUUUCUCAUCUGUGAUAUUUCUUUGGCUACUUGUAUGUACUUUCUGUAUUUAUUUUGUUUAAGAAGGAAAAUAUAAAUCCAUUUCUGCAUUA
Molecule: messenger RNA, 2919 nt
Organism: Phalacrocorax carbo (great cormorant)
Lineage: Eukaryota; Metazoa; Chordata; Aves; Suliformes; Phalacrocoracidae
Source: RefSeq, a predicted model, not a curated record